Messenger RNA from Neoarthrinium moseri, 741 nucleotides. RefSeq lists its product as uncharacterized. NCBI's taxonomy places the organism in Eukaryota, Fungi, Ascomycota, Sordariomycetes, Amphisphaeriales, Apiosporaceae. Bases 1 to 741 code for a protein of 246 amino acids. The record is from RefSeq and is a predicted model, not a curated record. The transcript has 4 exons.
AUGGCCCCAAAACCCCGAUUGGAGGGCAAGGUCGCCAUAGUCACGGGCGGGGCAUCGGGAUUCGGCCGAGGAAUCGCAACGAAGUUUACUGAUGAGGGAGCGAAGGUCAUCAUCGCGGAUCUGUCCGCAGAAGCUGGCCAGCGUGCUGCGAAAGAACUGCAGUGCGAGUUUGCUACCGCGGAUGUGACAAAGUUGGAAGACUGGAAAAAGUUGCUGAAACAAGCCGUCGACUCAUUUGGCCGUCUAGACAUUAUUGUCAACAAUGCUGGAGCUACCUACGCCAACAAGCCCACAGAAGAGGUAACGGAGAAGGACUUCGAUCUCGUCAUGAACGUCAACGUCAAGUCAAUCUACCUGUCUACCAACGCACUGCUCCCUUACUUCCUUGAGAGCAAAAGACCUGGAUGCUUUAUCCAGGUUGCGUCGACGGCAGGAGUCAGACCUCGACCAAACUUGACCUGGUAUAAUGCAUCGAAAGCGGCUACCAUGGCAGUGGAGUAUGGACCAAAGAAUAUCAGGUUUAACUCCGUAGCUCCCGUUGUGGGCUCAACAGGAAUGACCCAUUUGUUUCUGGGAAAACCAGACACCGAGGAGAACCGGAAGGGGUUUGUCUCAGUCAUCCCGAUGGGCAGGGGAUCGACUCCCGAAGACGUGGCAAAUGCCACCUGCUACUUGGCGAGUGAUGAGGCCUCAUUUAUCACGGGUGUUAAUAUUGAAGUCGACGGUGGUCGAUGUGUGUAA